Molecule: messenger RNA, 1126 nt
Organism: Daucus carota subsp. sativus
Lineage: Eukaryota; Viridiplantae; Streptophyta; Magnoliopsida; Apiales; Apiaceae
Product: thiamine pyrophosphokinase 1-like
Exons: 6
Coding region: 86-874 (262 amino acids)
Biological process (GO): thiamine metabolic process; thiamine diphosphate biosynthetic process
Molecular function (GO): ATP binding; thiamine binding; thiamine diphosphokinase activity
Source: RefSeq, a predicted model, not a curated record
ACCAAAUUCUAGUAUUAUUUUCCCUUCUGUUUUUUGAACUCAGAACAUAAUAGCUUCAAGGCCGAACUCAUCUUUACGUUCAACAAUGGAUGUAAUGAUACACUCUUCGUCAUUUCUCUUGCCGGAACUCCCCGCCGACCAAACCUCCGGCGCCGGUCCGACAUACGCGCUUGUAUUGCUCAAUCAACACCUCCCGCGUUUCACUCCACUGCUCUGGAAGCACGUAUAUGCAGCUCAGCUUCGUGUAUGUGCUGAUGGUGGUGCUAAUCGUCUUUACGAUGAGCUGCCUGGUCUUUUUCCGGACGAAGAUGCUUCUUCUGUGCGAAACAGGUAUAAGCCUGACAUGAUCAAAGGAGACAUGGAUUCGAUACGUGCAGAAGUACUAGAAUUUUAUAAAAAUAUGGGGACCAAGAUUGUAGAUGCAUCUCAUGACCAGGAUACCACUGAUUUGCAUAAAUGUGUUGCUUUUGUUCGUGAUUUCUAUGCAGAUACAGAAACGUCUACAUUAUGCAUUCUAGUUGUUGGAGCACUCGGUGGAAGGUUCGACCAUGAAAUGGGAAAUAUCAAUGUUUUAUGUCGUUUCUCAACAAUACGGAUAGUACUUGUAUCUGAAGAUUGCCUGAUUCAGCUUCUUCCCAGUACCCAUCAUCAUGAAAUUCAUAUACAGAGCUCAAUUGAAGGCCCACACUGUGGGCUUAUUCCAAUUGGUACACGUUCAGGAAGUACUACCACUACAGGGCUUCAAUGGAACCUCACUAAUACAGAAAUGAGAUUUGGUGGUUUAAUCAGCACGUCCAAUAUUGUUAGAGGAGGGAUUGUGACCGUGCAAUCCAGUUCUGAUCUUCUUUGGACGGUAUCCUUGAAGAAAUCGUAAAAAAUAUUGAACACAGGAAGCAAUUAUUGGCAUGCAAAAUUGAUAUUCGGAGGUGAAGAUAUAUAAUUUCCUGCCUCCUGGCAACCAAGAUUGAUGUUACGAGCUGAAGAUGUAUAGUUUCCUUUGAACGAUAUCAUUUCUGUUUCAUGGAAAUAAGAUUUUUGGACUUAAAGUUCCACAUUUCCAUUUUCUCAUGAAACCUUGACUUCAUAUCAUACAUCUAUGAACUCAGCGAAAUGAAUUCUAUUACAA